Messenger RNA from Spodoptera littoralis (African cotton leafworm), 1511 nucleotides. The record is from the annotation of a GenBank genome assembly. NCBI's taxonomy places the organism in Eukaryota, Metazoa, Arthropoda, Insecta, Lepidoptera, Noctuidae.
AUGAACGAGGAACUUUUUGGUACCAACAUUUUUGGCGUAUUUUUUAUUAUUCCUGUGAUAUUGGUAUCAUCGAAAAUGUUCACCGCACAGCCGAACGCCUCUGUGCUAAUCUACAGCCCAGACGACAACCAGACAGAAAGUGACUACACUCCAUAUGAAGAACGGCUGGAGACGUACCUGGUACCCAUCCUGUUUGCCAUCAUCUUCAUAGUAGGUGUUCUUGGCAAUGGGACCCUGGUUAUUGUGUAUGUCAGACACAGGGGGAUGAGAAAUGCCCCAAACACGUACAUAUUCUCGCUGGCAUUAGCAGAUCUCCUGGUGAUCCUCAUAUGCGUGCCGUUCGUAUCAAUUAUUUACACCCUGGAGUCCUGGCCGUGGGGCGAAGUGAUCUGCAGGAUAUCCGAAGCUGGAAAAGAUGUCAGCAUUGGCGUGUCAGUCUUCACACUCACAGCUUUAUCAGCUGAGCGCUACUGCGCUAUAGUAAAUCCUUUUAGAAGGUUACAGCUCCGGAAACUUCCUUUGGUUUGCGCGACAUUCAUAUGGGCAGCGGCACUUAUCUUUGCGGCGCCAGCGGCCCUGUUCUCAAACACAGUCACACUCCGGUUAAGGCCUAAUGUUACCAUAGUAUACUGCACGCCUUUCCCGCCUGGAUGGGACAGCUACCCAAAAUGGAUGACAUUAGCAAAGGCGUUAAUAUACUACGGGCUACCAUUGUUGGUGAUUGCUUUUUUUUACUCACUAAUGGCACAGCGCUUACUGGCCAGUACCAGGGAAAUGCCAGGCGCUUUACACGGAGGCCAAGGAGAAGCACAGGCGCAGGCUAGGAAAUCUGUUGCCUGUAUGGUGUUGGUGUUUGUUAUUGUAUUCUUCAUCUGCUUCUUACCGUACCACGCGCUGGAGAUGUGGUUCCAUCUCUCACCGACGGCGCAAACAGAUUACAACGAUUGGAUACACGCUUUAAGGAUAAUGGGUUUCUGUCUUAGCUUCCUCAACUCCUGCGUGAAUCCAGUGGCACUGUACUGCGUCAGUGGAGUCUUCAGGUCUCACUUCAACCGCUACCUCUGCUGCCGACGGGGGACCCUUCAUCCGACCUGCAGCUCCCGGUUGUCCAGGACUGCUGUCUGCGAAACCUCAUUCAGGAGCACUCAUCGACACCGCUGCAAUAGGAACCCGACAGAGAGCGUUGUGAUAUCAAACUACGAUUAUGGAAGCUCUAAGAAGAAGAGCAACAUCAUAUCCAGAAACAGUGCUGAUGGUGUAACCAUAAUGACCAUCAGGGACACCAAUGACUUCCUUACUGGAGACCUCGAUGAGAAAUGCAUCACCAGAUAGGGAAUAUGGGACCUUCGGCGAUAUAAAAGACAUUGAAUGUUAUAAUUUUUAUUUUUUGAUGUUUACAUAUUAUAACUAUGUGAUUAAUGUUAGCGCUUCAUUUGUUGUUUAAUCUGUGUCUGUGUUUUGGGGAGCAAUGAUAAAGAUGGCGGAUUUUCGUGUACACAACUCUUGAUAAA